AUGGGAAUUGUAUACUUGAUUCUUAAGACUAUUGUGGCUGUACUUUCUUGUGUUAAGUCAAGUGCAUUGAGCUCAAGCCAAGGCAAUCUAGUUGUUCAUUGCAAUGAAAGUGAAAAAAGUGCUUUGGUCAAGUUCAGAGAAGAUUUCAGUAAUUCAAUGGACCGUUUUUCCUCUUGGAUUACUGAAGAAGAUUGCUGCAACUGGAGAGGUGUGAUGUGCAGUAAUAAAACUGGUCAAUGGCAUGUUACAAUGCUCGAUCUUCAUGGUCAUGGUCCAGCUGAGAGCUCGCAAGGUAAUCAAGUAAGUGAUUCUUUACUUGACUUGCCAUAUUUAAGCUACCUGGACUUGAGUUCUAAUAAUUUUCUUCAGGGACAGGUUCCUGAAUUUAUUGGUUCUCUGAAAAAUCUAGAGUAUCUAAACCUGUCUAAUGCCAAUUUUCGAGGAAUGAUUCCUGAUCAUCUUGGGAAUCUUUCCCAGUUGCAAUACCUUGAUCUGAGUGGUAAUGAAUAUGCUCUUAGAGCAAACAAGCUUGACUGGCUUCUUGGUCUCUCCUCCUUGAAAGUACUGGAAUUAGGUGGUGUGGAUCUCAGUUUGGUUGUUAAUUGGCUUGAUGCUGUUAACAUGUUACCUUCUUUGGUGAAGUUAGGAUUUUUUGCCUGUGAACUCAACACACUUCCCUUGAGACUAUCUGCUAUAAAUUUCACACAGCUUCAGAUUCUUGAUCUCUCUUUUAACAAAUUCAAUUCACCCAUGCCAUAUUGGCUCUUCAAUAUCAGCCAGAGUCUUAGCGUCAUUAAUUUUCGAAGAAGUCAGUUGCGAGGUUCCAUCCCUGAUGCUUUUGAAAGCAUGAGUUACCUCACCAUUUUUGAUCUUUCAGACAACUAUCUGACAGGAGAGUUUCCCAAAACGUUAGGCUUGAUCGCAGAUGACGACAAUAGUACAAGGCCAUCGUUGAGAGAAUUGUAUCUCUCCAAUAAUCAACUUAAGGGGUCUCUUCCACCAAGCAUUGCACAGCUUUCAGAAUUAGAAGUCCUGGAUCUUGCUUCGAAUUCCAUGGAUGGUGUAAUUACUGAAGAUUUUCUGAAUUUCAGUCACUUGCAAGUAUUAGUUUUGUCUUCUAAUUCAUUUAUGGUCAAUAUCAGCUCAGAUUGGACACCUCCUUUUGACCUUGAUACCAUAGGGUUGCAGUCUUGCCAAAUAGGUCCGGAUUUUCCCAGAUGGCUACAAACACAGAAAGACUUCGUGUCAAUUGAUAUUUCCAGCAAUAACAUUUCAGGCAUUGUGCCUGAUUGGUUUUGGAAUAUCUCAAUGAAGGUUGAGUACAUGAAUCUGUCAUCUAACAAUCUAGGAGGAAAACUGCCAGAUUUUUCAUCAAAACUUAAUCUUUCUGUACUAGACAUGAGCAACAACAGUUUUUUUGGUCCCUUGCCUCAUUUUUCUUUGAGCAUGAUGUCCCUAAUUCUAGCUGAAAAUAUGAUCACUGGAACCAUAUCCCCUAUAUGUGAAUCUCUUGUUGUGAAUAACUCUUUGAGUUAUCUAGAUUUAUCAUUGAAUGCCUUGUCUGGAACCAUUCCUAACUGCUGGACUCAAGGGAAUAACUUGGUUGUUCUGAAUUUGGCAUACAAUGAAUUAUCUGGCAUGAUACCAAACUCAACUGGACAUUUAGUUCAUCUCAAGGCACUGAUCCUUGGUAAAAAUGCUCUCUCUGGUGAACUUCCUGCAUCAUUGAAGUACUUGACAAAUUUAUAUGUCCUGGAUCUUGGACUCAAUAAUCUAUCUGGCAAAAUACCAGAAUGGAUUGGGGAAAAUAUGGGAAAUCUGAUGAUUCUCCGGUUAUCAGAGAACGAAUUUGAUGGAAACAUCCCAUUGCAGCUAUGCCAACUUAAAGACCUUAAAUACUUUAACCUUGCUGGCAAUUCUUUAUCAGGAAAGAUUCCAAGGUGUAUCGACAAUUUUCUUACCAUGGCUAUGGUGGAGGCAGACAAAUCUUUUAUCUAUGACCCCUACACAGUAUAUAGGAAGGCUCUGUUGAACGUAUUGAUCAGAAUGAAUCCUGUCAGUUCAAAGUUCAUGGUUUUUGAUCUUGCACUGAAUCAUUUAUCAGGAGAUAUCCCUGGAGAAAUCACCAGCCUUGUUGGCUUGACUUUCUUAAGUUUGUCAAACAACAAUCUUACAGGAGAAAUUCCACCUGAUGUUGGUUCAAUGAAAUUGUUGGAGUAUCUUUAUCUCUCCAGGAAUUCGCUCUCUUGCUCAAUUCCCACCACCAUAUCUCUUCUUCAUUCUCUUGCUCAUUUUAACUUGUCGUAUAACAACUUGUCAGGAAAGAUUCCCUCUGGCUUCCAAAUUGCUUCUCUUGAUGCAUCAUCAUUUAUUGGCAAUCAACACCUUUGUGGGCUUCCCCUCACUGAAGACUGCUCGAAACCUCUCUACAACGAUUUUUCUUGCAGGAUUGAGAACAAGGGCUUACAAGAUGAAGUAAAAAAUGAUGAUUUUGAAGCAACAUCUUUCUAUUUUGGUCUGGCAGCUGGAUUUGCUGUUAGCUUCUGGGCAUUUUGGAUCACUUUGCUGCUGUCAAGAUCCUGUCGAUAUGCAUACUUCCAAUUUUUGGACAAAUGGAGCGACAAGAUUUAUGUGAUGAUAGCUAUUAAGGUUGCCAGAUUGAGAAAUAAGCAAGCUUGA
Coffea eugenioides is the source of this 2679-nucleotide messenger RNA. Its product is annotated as receptor-like protein EIX2. The transcript has a single exon. The record is from RefSeq and is a predicted model, not a curated record. Gene Ontology annotation, molecular function: protein binding. Lineage: Eukaryota; Viridiplantae; Streptophyta; Magnoliopsida; Gentianales; Rubiaceae. The coding region runs from base 1 to 2679 and encodes 892 amino acids.